CCAGUAAUUGUCAUCUUCGAGAGUUUUUAUCAGGCGGUUCAGAGUGCACGUUCUCGCGUGAAAAGCCGAAAGUUAUUGUGAUUUCCCGGCAAAUUAGCGAAUAUUCUUGAACAAAAUGUCUCUGGCGGCGAAAAGACUCCUCCCUCUGCUGGACCGCGUCCUUGUGCAGCGCGCCGAAGCCAUCACGAAGACCAAAGGAGGAAUUGUGAUUCCUGAGAAGGCGCAAGUCAAGGUGCUCCAAGCCACAGUUGUUGCAGUUGGUCCAGGUGCCAGGAACAAGAACGGCGAUCACAUUCCACUAGCCGUGAAGGUUGGAGACAACGUCUUGCUGCCGGAGUACGGUGGCACAAAGGUCGAACUGGAGAACAAGGAGUAUCACUUGUUCCGGGAGUCGGACAUCCUGGCCAAAAUGGAAUAAUUGCCACAUUGCUGAAUUCUCUUUCCAAUCUCUUGCGUUUUCAUCCGGAAUCACUAAGUUUAAAAGUAGGGAUAGAAGCUGCAUUUAUGUUUUCCCUGGCAUCGGCGCUUUGGGUGGCAAAUUGUUACUCUCUUAGCCAGCCCAUAGUGAACAUGAAUGAGAAACCAUCGUAUUUGUACGUAGAAGUCGUUUAUAAUAAAACUAAUUACAAAAAGGGGA
Messenger RNA from Phlebotomus argentipes, 637 nucleotides. Its product is annotated as 10 kDa heat shock protein, mitochondrial. The coding region runs from base 116 to 418 and encodes 100 amino acids. Gene Ontology annotation, molecular function: ATP binding; protein-folding chaperone binding; metal ion binding. The transcript has 4 exons. Gene Ontology annotation, cellular component: mitochondrial matrix. Lineage: Eukaryota; Metazoa; Arthropoda; Insecta; Diptera; Psychodidae. The record is from RefSeq and is a predicted model, not a curated record.